Messenger RNA from Hylaeus volcanicus, 4340 nucleotides. RefSeq lists its product as uncharacterized. Gene Ontology annotation, biological process: negative regulation of transcription elongation by RNA polymerase II. The record is from RefSeq and is a predicted model, not a curated record. Bases 191 to 4183 code for a protein of 1330 amino acids. Gene Ontology annotation, molecular function: RNA binding. Lineage: Eukaryota; Metazoa; Arthropoda; Insecta; Hymenoptera; Colletidae. Gene Ontology annotation, cellular component: nucleus; NELF complex. The transcript has 18 exons.
CACGAAUUUUGUUUUUGUAACGAACCUUUUAUAAUGAAAAUUUUUUGGUUUGAAUACAGAAUAUUUUAAAAAAAUAUUUAGAGUUUAAAAAAAAAAAAAAAAACACCGAAGAAUAAGCCUUAUAAAUGACAGUGAACCUUUUUUUUGAAAAAAGAUGAACAAAGUGCUGUACUUUUUGUAGGGUUCCCGUAUGAUUGAGAAUUCUAUGGAAAAAGAUUUCACACCGGAUUAUGACGUCGCUUCUUCGUGUAUGCUUCUGUCAUCCUGGUUAACAAAUUUAAAAAAAAUCAAUGACACUCCCUCAACCCAUUAUGAAACAAACAUAACAACAGGGAGUACGCAAUUUCGUAAAAACCCUGCAAUUCCCAAAUUUUCUCUUAUUGAACAUGAACAGAGGAUUCUUGAAGCUUUAUGUUCUUUGCUUCAUACCCAUUUUAACAUGGAAGAAUCACGCCGUUUGAUGGUGGAAUCUGCCAACACACCUGAGAGUUGGAGACCUCCUUCGUUUUAUUGGCAACUUAUGCGAACGCCUAUCACCGCUCGUACAUUUCAACAACUUUGUGAAAAAGAGCAUCGUUCCGAAUUUCUUUUAGCCUUUAAUCAGGAUUUAUUAACUAUGGAAACUUGUUACACUGCUAAUUCGGAAAUAGCUAAAACACAGAAAUUGGGACGCAUUACGAGCAAUUUCACAAUUUUUGUUCGAGUGAUUGUCGAUGUUAUACGGGAUUUUCUUUUGCAAGAUGAGCAAAAUGAAAUUGUUCCUGAGGAAACGGAAAACAUGUGUGAACUGCUAUGUCAAACGGAAAAUGCAUAUUUGUACUCACAAGCUCUUCUUCAAUAUCUUUGUUGCUGGAGGCCCGAUUUAAUGGGAUGUCGUCGUUUGUCUUACAUUUUACACCGUUAUACUCGAGAUGUCCGAAAGAGUGCGCAUGUGGCAUCUCUAAGUUGGAGAUUUACGGGUUUGGAAAAUUUCCCCACAUUACACGGAACAUUUACUACACUUCAACAUCAUGCGUCCAUGUCAGAUAACGCUACUAGUUUACCUUACAACGACAUUUGUGCUUUUUCUGAUGCCAUAACAUGUGUUUUAAAUUCUUUUUUAAAGUAUAAAACGUUAUUGUACCCACGCUAUUUUCAUCAUAACAGUACAAAAAAGAAAAGUAUGAAGCGGUUUCAACCGCACAUAAAAUCCCUUCACAUGAGGACUGAAGACACUGAUCAUGUCAUGCGGAAACGUCAGCGUUUCCUUUCUUUGCAAGAAACGGAAUCAUUGGAUGCUAAUAAUACUUCUUCAUGUUUUGAUCUCCCUUCAAAAAGAUUAAUAGUAUCAUCCUUGGAGAACUCUGUAACAUCUUUACAGUAUUUUCAUCCCUUAUGCGGUCAAAAAAACUCUUCGGAUUUCAGCUCCCACUCCCGUUUAUCCUUUGACAAAACACCUUCUCACCACACUCAACUGGACUUCAUUCUACACACAGAAUAUUCUUUGACCUCCACUGGGAAUUUUUCGAAGGACUCUUGUUCUUCAAACUGUGAUAACACUGGCAAGCAAGAGAGUGUAUUAUCACCAACCGAAUUGACUUGUGAUGAUGUAGAGCAUUCUAGUUCAUCGUUUGACCUACCUCCUGCAUCACAAACAGGAGAGGUGUGGAAGGAAGAAUAUGAUCGCCUGCGUUAUUGCGCUCAAUCAUGUCCUUUGAAUGCUGUUAGAGAUGACAUUUUACUUGAGGCUCUUUAUCGUGACUUUGUGACUCCCACAGUGCUCUAUCCUUCCAAUGUACUUGAGAAGGUGAUUGAUCUUUUUCUGAAUGUUACAACAUUGAACGCAUACGAACUAGUUACACUUCAAGAAGAAUUUUCUCAAAUUCUAAAAGCAGAAUCUCAACAAGUCAAGUCGUCAUACCGCCAGCUACCAGGCCACUGGACAAGGGAAGGUGCCUAUGAUCUUUUAGAACAUCAUUCAUUAGAUGAGCAAACACAAGAAGAAAGUUUUUGUGAAUCUGAAAUGAAACAGAUGACUUUAACAAAUGCUUUCAAAUCACGUGAUUCGUCAGAAACCAUAACCCCUACGGUUCGUGUUGGGUUAGGAAGCGCUAAAAUAGGAGGGCUUUCAUAUACUCAACAUUUAAAUAAUGCUGUUUAUUCUUCACUUAUGACUGAAAAAUUAAAAGAGACUUAUAAGGAUAGCACUUCUUCAUCGUCUUGUUCUGAUAAGGUAUCCAAAGGAACUGGAACGGGAAGUUGGAUCAAUUCAGCAUGGCAAAAAGAUACAUCUGUUGUUCCCGUUACUUUUUACAAGAAUCAAUUUGAAACAAAAAAUUGCGUUUCAUUAAAUGCAUCGCCAGAAUGUAACAGGCAAGGUCAAAGGAUAGAUGACGCAUUGUGUUGUAACCAAAACAUGAAAGACCUAAAUGAUUCUUGUAAACGGCAACAACAUAGUAUAUGUUUAUCAUCGUCAUCUUCAGUUGAUGAUUUUUUUUCUCCCAAUUUAACUCGUUUAACCUAUGAAGCGGAACCAGAAACAAAUCAUCGAAACUCCAAUGUUUAUAAGCUUGUUGUCAAUUCAACUAAACCAUCUUCAGAAUGGACAUCUACACACAAUUUAACGCAAAUAGAAAAUGCGUUACUAGGAACUUCAUCGAGUACCCUUUCACUAUCUCCCAUGAAAUCAAAAACCUCUAAUGUUCCUUCGAGUCAUCAUCCUGCUUGUUUAACGACAACUCCAUGGUCAACACAUCAUACGGAUGUAGCGGCGUCCCAAGCGCCCGUACCAACCAAUGCAACUGAAACAAUGUCAUCUGAUGAAAUUUAUCAGAAUGUUUGGGAACCCGCUUGUAGUUUGUCUUUUUAUAACUCGUCUGCACCUUUAAAAGAAAAAUCUUUAUCUUCUCAGACUGCCCACGUAACAAAUCACUGUACUUUUGAAAAUCAGUUUUUAAAAAAAAAAUAUUCCUAUUCAAAUUAUUCAACAUUAUCCUUGUGUGAUUCACGUGAAUCUCCGGAACACACGUUGGAUUCAAGUCAACAAGGAAAAAACGCAGAAUCCCCUACAUUAACAAAUACAUCUUUAUUUACUAAUACCCAAUGUGAAUCUUCUUCAACCACUCAUGAAGAAGAAAGUGUGACUAGUAAAACAUCGUUAAAGUCAUACUUACGCUACAGCUCAACACCCUUGAUGAAAAAAGAAAACCAAGGCACUGACGAAUCGGACUCCACUCUUCAAGACAAAAUUCACACUUUGGAGUCCGUGUUACGUUCAAAUAUUUAUGGCGACCCACAAGGUCAACAAAAAAUUGGAACAAUUGAUCCUUCUUUUCAACCCAAUACCCCAACGUAUUCUCGGCAACAAUUCCGUGAACUCCAUUAUCAAAUUGCUGAGUACAAACAGUCAGCACGUCAUGAUCUUUAUACCGCUUAUUCUGUGGUCCGAAAUUCCAAAUUAUCUAAAGAAGCGUGUGCUGCUCUUUUAUUUAAAUGUUCGUAUUCUUUUCUUGGAGCAACAAUUCUUUUAGCGUUUAUUCAAUAUCAAAUUUUAUUCGUUAAUGAUGGGAAGGAAGACCCUUUACUAAAUGUUUCUCCUACUGUGUUAACUCUUUUUAUUGCUAUAUCUCAACGUUACCCUAAAAAAACGAUAGUUAUUCUUUCCUUACUUCAUUCUUGUUUUCAAAAAUCUCAUGUUUAUUAUAAUCAUACGGGUUCUAUAUCGUGGUCUAAUACAUCAAGUUAUCCUUCACGUGAGAAGAAGUACAACAAUAAGCCUACCGUUCAAUCCCUUCCUCAUACUGACAUCCAUCUUCAAAAAAUAAAAAAGGAUUGUUUUGAUUUUCUCAUGUUUCUUUUAUGUACAGGAUAUUAUAAUGGAGUGUUUAAUUUUUUACGUCUUCACAUGCUUUAUGUAGAUACAUGCUUAUUACGGAAUCAGCUUGAUACCAUCUUCACAUGUUGUCAACCUCCUUAUACUUUACCGUUUAUAGAUUCCUUUGUUCUUUUUCUUCAUGAACUCAUUUAUACUCAAAAAUUUUUAGACAUGGACCAACCAGUGAAUGGAGCUUUGCGCCAGAGUAUUCAAAAAUUUUUUAAAGAGACAGCUAACACUCUCCAAUCUCAUCCAACUUGUUAUGACAUUCUUUUAAAAAUCAAAAAUAUUAACAAGAUUCUUCUCUUGUCUAUUGCGGAACAACCGUAGUGAUCUCUUAUUUAAUUUUCACAGAAAUCUUAUCAAAGUUUUGUAAACGAGUUUGGUCGAGAUGUUUUCCGUAUUUGAGUAGUCUUAUUAAUAACGUUAUGAAAAACACCUACAAAAUAAUUAAUUCGUAUCAAGUCAACACUUAUAUUUUAUAGCA